ACAACAACAACAACAACAACAACAAACCCUACUAUAUGCAUCUCACACACACACACACAUCUCUUACAUACAUUCCUCUCUGUUAUACCAUACUUCUUCCACCAAAUCCGCUCUUCAGUUUUACAUACACAGCAUCAUUCUCAUAUAUAGCAGCAGCAUCAUCAACAUCAACAUUUCUUUCUUCUAGUACUUAUAUAGCAUUCUUUUUCUGUUUUAUUUUCAAGUGCAUAUAUUUUUCUUUUAGCAUCUUCCAUUUUAUUUACAAUACAAUAUCUAGCAUCCCAGAAACACACGUAACACGCAAAAAAAGAAAAACCCCUUAUUCCUUCUGUAAUCUUUAGAAAUAAACAAAAAAGCAUGUCCGCCCUUCGAUCACGAAAAGAAA
Messenger RNA from Zychaea mexicana, 385 nucleotides. RefSeq lists its product as uncharacterized. The transcript has a single exon. The record is from RefSeq and is a predicted model, not a curated record. The coding region runs from base 36 to 341 and encodes 101 amino acids. Lineage: Eukaryota; Fungi; Mucoromycota; Mucoromycetes; Mucorales; Lichtheimiaceae.